AAAUAGAAACUUCUGAGAAACCAAAACUACACCAGAGAGGGAGGGCACCCUGAGCAACAGACCCACAGCUGCUCAGGUCUCUGCAUCAGGAGCCGCACUUCCCAGCCCUUCCUCAUUUGAGACAACACCUGCUCCCCCAAAGGUGGAGAUGAUCAAGGAGGAGCAUGAGGUGUCCGUGCUGGGGGCACCCCAGAGCUCAGCUCCCAUGACGACCACCGUGAUCAACAUCCACAGUGACACCUCCGUGCCCGACCACAUCGUCUGGUCCCUGUUCAACACGCUCUUCAUGAACUGGUGCUGCCUGGGCUUCGUGGCCUUCGCCUACUCCGUGAAGUCUAGGGACCGGAAGAUGGUGGGCGACGUGACUGGGGCCCAGAGCUAUGCGUCCACUGCCAAGUGCCUGAACAUCUGGGCCCUGGUCUUGGGCCUCUUUCUGAGCACUGGAUUCAUCGUUCUUAUGGGAUUUACCUGCCUGACACUCUACCAGAUAAUUGUAAAGGCCAUGCAGGACGGCAGAGGCUACUUCUAGCUGCCCAUGGGCACAGCCCCGUCCCCAUCAUGCCCUGCUGGCCUCACAUGCUGGGGCUUUGGCCCUGCCCACUUGCCCAUACCCUUUUCUACAGCAGUUUUUGCAGACAUACCCGUCUACACCUGGAUUCAAUAAAGUGCACUUGCAUGUGA
Molecule: messenger RNA, 681 nt
Organism: Equus caballus (horse)
Lineage: Eukaryota; Metazoa; Chordata; Mammalia; Perissodactyla; Equidae
Product: interferon-induced transmembrane protein 1
Biological process (GO): type I interferon-mediated signaling pathway; defense response to virus; response to interferon-beta
Cellular component (GO): plasma membrane
Source: RefSeq, a predicted model, not a curated record